Messenger RNA from Magallana angulata, 2099 nucleotides. RefSeq names its product homeobox protein Hox-A2-like. The record is from RefSeq and is a predicted model, not a curated record. Gene Ontology annotation, molecular function: DNA-binding transcription factor activity, RNA polymerase II-specific; RNA polymerase II cis-regulatory region sequence-specific DNA binding. NCBI's taxonomy places the organism in Eukaryota, Metazoa, Mollusca, Bivalvia, Ostreida, Ostreidae. The transcript is spliced from 4 exons. Bases 489 to 1889 code for a protein of 466 amino acids. Gene Ontology annotation, biological process: regulation of transcription by RNA polymerase II.
CUUGAUUAAGACAUGUCCCUGCGUCCAAUAAACUGGACGGAAGCUAUCUCUGCAAAGUUUUCCCAUAUCUCGCAAGUUUUCUCCGUGAGAUAAGAUUCGUGGAGCUUCGGAUAGUACCCCUUGUCAAAAACCGUCUUAGCGUGGAUUUUGGGCCCCAAAAAGAGGAUCAGGGACCCACAACGGGAUUGCCUGUGAUUCUUGUCAUAAUUGUGUCACCAUCCCAGUCAGCUUGUAUAUUUUUUGUCGUUAUGAUUGCGGAUAUUGUCUUGUGUAUAUCGUAAAGGUGUGACAGGUAGUGUGACACGAGAGGUCCCUCUUGACCACCCGUAUCGAUAAUUUUUGGACAAAUUUUGGACUCUGUUGGAACUUGGGCAGUGUAAUAAACACUCUGCGAUCAUUUAUGUAUAAUUAACAGAGUUGGUAUAAUGUGAUAGACUUAUUUGUGUGUGUACAUGUAUCUCUAACUAGUUUGAGCGGAAAAUUUGAAAAUGUUGGAAGUCGAGGGAUUUAGAAGAAGCUUUCCUAAUCCAGGAUUUACUCAAUCGCACCAGAUUAUCUACCCUGGCACGAGCGAAGCACCGCUUCAUCCGGUUUCACAUCAUCCAUUUUUUCCUUCGAAUCAAGGACAACCAUGGUUACAGGAGCGCGAGGCAGAGAGACGUACUCAGUCACCUGACACCGGCAGCCAAUCAGGAGACGAGGAUGAAGAUGAUGAGUAUCGGCCAUUCACCCCGCCCCCACCCCGGGAACGAUUGAGCUACACCCGUUAUCAGCUGGAGCUACUGAACGGCAUCUACAAUCACGUGAGGUACCCAAACAGUACCCAGAAACAGCUGAUCGCCAAACGCGUCGGCAUCACCAGGGAACAGGUCAAGAUCUGGUUCCAAAACAGAAGAAGGAAAGAUGUUGUUAGUAAACAGGAUGACAAACCAAAAUCUGAUGAUGCUAGUCCCGAGAGCAAGAGUGAGAUUUGUGAUGACAAAAGUAACCAUAGCGACAAGACCGAAAAUGGCGACAGUGACUCGGGAGUCAGCGACACCGGAAGUGGUACGGACGAACAGGAAAAAUCAAUGGUCCCAACAAUUGUGCUCAAAGGUAUAAUCGCGGAAUUGCACAAGUUUGAAAAGGACGCUCUUAAACCUAAAAAGAAAGCGAAAAAGAAAACGAAAGCUAUGAAGAAAAAGGAACUGAAGUCCAAUCUCGCCAAUGCAUUGUUGCAUGGCGGCUUCGAUGUUGUGAAUCCUCCCAACCAAAUCGUGCCGUCUGCCACUGGACAAAGACUAGUUAAUAAAUUUUCUCAUUGCUCAAAAUCAUCAGCAUUCGAAUCUCCUCGCGAUUCUUCCAAGACUGUGACGCCCAGUUUCUUUGACUAUAGCUCGAUGGGUAGUGCCGCCAUGUUGCGGAGUCCCACGCGCGCAUACAUGUCGAACACUCUCGGCCUUCCGACGAGUGCCCUGGGGUGUGAUCUGCCGGUGUUAUCAGACUUACUGACCGCGAGUAGUGAGCAAAGGAAGGAGCACAACGAAUCUCGAAACAUUCCAUGUAGAAACUCACAAAUCCCGACAGAGCGGGACCGACGAGGGGAGAUCAUCAGCCACCCCCAUUUCCCUUCACCUUACUCCAAUCCAUUUGGAUACAUUUAUCCGUACCAUUUCCUAGCUGAGCCCGGGAUUAUGCUUUCGUCGCUGCGGCAUUCGGAACCUUACAGACAUUACGGACACUACCCACCUAUUUUCUGUUCGGAACCCUCCUCUUUCCAUCAGAUAUCUCCUGCUCACUUGAGCAACCCGUAUUAUUCUUCAAUGGCACCUCCCCCUUCCUCUCUCCCAUGGAAUAGUCACAACAUUUCGACGUCAUCAUCUAGCGACUCUUCCUAUGAACAGCUAUAGAAAUGGAGGAUUUGUAUAUUACCCUUAUUUUGAAUGACGAAAUAUUUAAUUUCCUACCUCAGAAUGUGUCUGAUAUUUAUUUCGUGUAUAGAGGUGCUACACUUGUUAUAAUACACUUGCAUGAAUUUAGCGAUCUUUGUUUUUGACUAACAUUUCUUUUGUACAGUAUAUAACUACUGUUCAUCAACCAAAUAAAAUAUUCAAAACCAG